Astyanax mexicanus (Mexican tetra) is the source of this 2613-nucleotide messenger RNA. RefSeq names its product NOC2-like nucleolar associated transcriptional repressor (gene noc2l). Gene Ontology annotation, biological process: ribosomal large subunit biogenesis; negative regulation of transcription by RNA polymerase II. NCBI's taxonomy places the organism in Eukaryota, Metazoa, Chordata, Actinopteri, Characiformes, Acestrorhamphidae. The record is from RefSeq and is a predicted model, not a curated record. Gene Ontology annotation, molecular function: transcription corepressor activity; histone binding. The transcript has 19 exons. Gene Ontology annotation, cellular component: Noc2p-Noc3p complex; nucleolus; Noc1p-Noc2p complex. Bases 127 to 2385 code for a protein of 752 amino acids.
AGAAAAACGUUUUUUUCAGCCGCCUGAGCGUUGCUCUCUCUGUGAGCAAAAACGUGACCCACAAGAUCAAGCGAAUGGAGUGAGGCAUUGUGGGUAAAGCGUCCAGAAGCACGUUGGAGAUCCAGCAUGGCAGGGAAAAACAAGAGGAAACUGGAGGAUCUCAGUGUAGAUGAGUUCCUGUUGUCUGGAUUUGAUCACUUUGCGGGGGACGAGUCUGGCGAUGAAGAUGAUGCUGACUUUGAAGAGGACAGAACUGAGGGACAAGCUGAAUCUCAGGAGAAUGGCAAAAAGAAGGGCAAGGCCUCUGAACACAAAUCCCAGCUCUCCAGAUUAAAGGACCGGGAUCCAGAAUUCUACAAGUUCCUGCAGGAGAACGACCAGACGCUUCUGAAUUUUGAUGACACAGACAGUUCAGAGGAUGAAGAGGAACAGAAAUACCACAAGCUCCCUUCUGAACUGGAGGAUGCCAGUUCUGAAGAGGAGGACCUUGAUGAAACGGUUGAAAAGAAGUCCAAGAAGUCUGCCGACAAGACGACCAAAGUCACAGCUAAGAUGAUUGAGAAUUGGAGAACAGCGAUCAGGAAAGAACCAUCUGCACCUUUGAUAAGGGACAUCACACAAGCCUUUAAAGCUGCAGUUGCUACUGCAAAAGGAGCCAGUGAAAGUGACUGCCGUUAUGAAGUGACCGACAGUUCAGUAUUCAAUACACUCAUCCUGUUCUGCAUAAAGGAUAUGCAUGGAGCCCUGAACAAACUUCUAGUGCUAAAAGCCCAACCCAAAGACCAAAAUAAAUUAGUAUUGCCAUCGUCAAGUGUCAGGUGGCAGAAAAAUCAGCUUGAUAUUAAAAUGUACCUGAGUGGGCUUGUCCAGCUUUUAUCCAGCCUAACCCAGGCAACAGUCACGGCUGCAGUUCUCCGCCAUGUCAACCAGAUGGUGCCCUACUACCUGUGUCUGCCGAAACAAGGCCGGCAGCUGCUGAAGCAACUGAUAAAGCAGUGGAGCACUGGUGAAGAGACCGUACGAGUGCUGGCCUUUCUCGCUCUCAACAAGAUGUGCCGUCACAAGCAGAACGUUUAUCUCAACCCCGUCCUCAAGCAAAUGUACAUCUCCUAUGUCCAGAACUGCAAGUUUACCUCCCCGAACUCGCUGCCCAUCAUAAACUUCAUGCAGCGCACCCUAGCUGAGAUGUACUCUCUAGACACACAGGUUUCCUACCAGCACGGUUUCAUCUACAUCCGCCAGCUCGCCAUCCACUUACGAAACGCAAUGAACAUGAAGAAGAAGGAGACGUAUCAGUCAGUGUAUAACUGGCAGUUUGUACACUGUCUCUAUCUGUGGUGUCGGGUUCUGAGCACCAUCUACCCCAGUGAUGUGCUGGAGCCACUUAUCUACCCUUUGUGCCAGGUCGUCACCGGCUGCAUUAAGUUGGUUCCCAUUUCUCGGUAUUAUCCCUUACGGUUACACUGCGUCAGAGCUCUCAUCCUGCUUUGCAGCACCACCAAGACCUUUGUGCCAGUGCUGCCGUUCCUGCUGGAGAUUCUUCAGCAGGAGGACUUCAAUAAAAAGCCUGGACGCAUGAGUGUCAAACCCAUUAACUUUGCUGUUGUUCUCAAACUCAGCAAGACCCACUUGCAGGAGAAAGCUUUCAAGGAUGGUCUGAUUGAGCAGCUGUAUGACCUGAUACUGGAGUACUUGCACACCCAGGCCAACUCUGUUGGCUUUCCUGAGCUUGCCCUGCCCACCAUCAUAGAGCUCAAAGCUUUCCUGAAGAAAUGCAAAGUGGCCAAUUAUUGCAAGCAGAUUCGCCAGCUGCUGGAGAAGGUACAGGAGAACUGCAGCCACAUCACAAGCCGGAGACAGAAGGCUGCUUUUGGCGUGGCUGACACUAUGGCUGUGGUGGCUUGGGAGAAGGAGGUUGCAGAGGAAGGAACGCCUCUCACUAAGUACUACAGCCAGUGGAAGAAGCUCCGAGAGAAGGAGAUUCAGCUGGAGAUUUCUGGGAAGGAAAGAAUGGAAGACUUAAACCUCCCUGAAAUCAAGCGCAGAAAGAUUGAGGAGAAGAUUCAUCAGAAGAUUAAAGAUAAGAAGCAGUUUAGGGAUCUCUUUGACUCAGACAGCGAGUCAGAUGAUGAUCUCGUGCGCAAGAUAAAAGAUGCUGAUGAGGUUAAUGAAGGCCUUGAAGACCCCUCAGAUAUGAGUGGUGAUGAUGAUGAUGAAGAUGAGGAUGAUGCUUCAGAAGGGGAGGGAGACUCAGAAGGCAACGAUGAUGAACCUUCUACUUCAACCAGAAAAGCACCCAAGCAGGUGUCCAGCAAGGAUCUGAAGCAGCUGGCUGAGGGAGAUGAGGACAUGGUGGAAGACCUGGAGCUUUCUGACCUAGACUGAAGGCUUCACUUGGAUAUAAAUGCAAGCAGAGACUGGACUUGGAGAUAGUUUGAUGCAGAGAUGCAUCAUGUGAUUUAAUAAAUAUUACAGGUGUCUUUAGGAUCAAAGCUUCUAUAUUUCACAUUAAUACACAAGAUGUGUAUUUGAGUUCUGAAUUUUUACAUGCCUCUUCAAUGUUGUAUUAUAUAUAUUGUCUAAACAAUAUAUUGUGAACUAUGUGUAAAAUCA